Messenger RNA from Drosophila eugracilis, 3192 nucleotides. It is a transcript of the gene spel1, whose product is annotated as DNA mismatch repair protein spellchecker 1. Gene Ontology annotation, biological process: mitotic recombination; mismatch repair. NCBI's taxonomy places the organism in Eukaryota, Metazoa, Arthropoda, Insecta, Diptera, Drosophilidae. The transcript has 6 exons. The record is from RefSeq and is a predicted model, not a curated record. Gene Ontology annotation, cellular component: nucleus; MutSalpha complex. Gene Ontology annotation, molecular function: mismatched DNA binding; ATP binding; ATP-dependent DNA damage sensor activity. The coding region runs from base 65 to 2818 and encodes 917 amino acids.
GUGAUUAUGCUAAAAACGGGCGCCAAAUUGCGUGGUUCUAAUAAACAAUUUUAAAAGCAGAAAGAUGCAGGCCAAAGCAACAGACAGUCGACAGGAACCAACGCUGCAUAUGGACACAAAUGCGCGUCGCAAUUUCAUUAAAUUCCAUAUAAAACUCGGCGAGAAACCCGGGACGACAGUCCGCUUUUUCGAUCACUCCGAUUGCUAUACGGUCCAUGGCAGCGAUGACUGCGAAUUGGUCGCCAAAAUCGUGUACAAAUCCACAGCGUACAUUGGCACUCUGCUGCCGGACGAAAAGAAAGACUCACUCUCAUUUGUGUCCAUGUCCAGGAACAACUUUGAGCUAGCUGUGCGUGAGCUGCUCCUGGUGCGGAAUCUCCGCGUGGAAGUGUAUGUCAAGCAGUCCACUGACUGGGAACUGGAGUAUCGCGGAUCCCCCGGCAAUUUGCUGCAAUUCGAAGAUAUUUUGUUUGCCAAUAAGGAGGUUCUAGUGGGCAACAGCAUUAUCUCACUGUUGGUCAAGGUAGAGGGCGGUGGUCAGCGCCGUGUGGGCGUGGCCAGCGUCGAACAGAACGAUUGCAAGUUUCAAUUGCUCGAGUUCCUAGACGACGAUUUCUUCACCGAGCUGGAGGCCACUGUGGUGCUACUCGGACCCAAGGAGUGCUUGCUACCUAGUUUAGAGGGCGACUAUGCAGCCGUAAAGACGCUGCUCGAACGAAAUGGCGUCAUGAUCACCGUUCCCAAGAAAAGCAGCGCUAAUGAUUUGUUGCAAGAUUUAAACCGCCUGCUGCGCUUCGCCAAGGGACAACAGGAGGAUGCCACAGGCUUGAAGGAGCUUCAGCUUAAGCUGGCUUCAAACGCCCUGAAGACGGCUAUAAAGUAUCUGGACCUGGUCAACGACGCUGGCAAUCUGGGGCACUACGAGAUCAAGCAACUAGACCUCAAGCGCUUUGUUCACUUAGACUCGGCUGCUGUGGCUGCCUUAAACAUUAUGCCCAAACCAGGCACUCAUCCAUCCAUGCCCUCCUAUCGCUGGCAAAGCAUUCUAGGGGUCCUAGACCAUUGCCGAACGCCACAGGGACAUCGCCUAAUGGGUCAGUGGGUCAAACAGCCACUACGUAGCCGGGAAAUCCUUAAUGAUCGUCACAACAUCGUCCAGUGCCUACUUGAAUCGCCAGAUACUAUGGAGACGCUCAGUUUAGAUUAUCUUAAGCGUAUUCCAGAUAUUCUCAUGCUGACCAAGAAGCUAAUGCGACGUAAGGCAAAUAUGCAGGAUCUUUUCCGUAUUUAUCAAGUGAUUCUACGAACACCGAAGAUUUUAAAGGUGCUGUUCGAGUUAGAAAAUUCUACGAUUGAGAGUGUAAUCUGCGUGCCGUUUAAAAGUUUCCUGGAAGAUUUGACCGGACUAAAGCAAAUGGUUGAGCAGGUCAUGGACUUUGAGGCCAUCGAAAGGGGAGAGUAUCUGGUGAAGGCUUCGUUCGAUAGUCGACUUAUGGAACUGCAGGAGACCAUGACAGAACUUUAUUCGAAGAUGGAAAGGUUAAAAUCCAAGUGCAGUGAUGAGUUGAAUUUAGAUGGCAAGAACCAGGUGAAGUUGGAAAAUGUAGCCAAGUUGGGGCAUCACUUCCGUAUCACGGUGAAGGACGAUUCAGUGCUGCGAAAAAACAAGAAUUAUCGCGUCGUGGAUGUAAUUAAAGGCGGAGUUCGUUUCACAUCCGACAAAUUGGAAAGCUACGCCGAUGAGUUUAGCAGUUGUCGCACCCGCUACGAGGAGCAACAGCUGUCCAUUGUGGAGGAGAUCAUUCAGGUGGCUGUGGGAUAUGCUGCCCCACUUACUUCACUUAACAAUGAGCUUGCCCAGCUCGACUGCUUGGUCAGCUUUGCCAUCGCCGCUCGCAGUGCUCCUACACCCUAUGUACGACCCAAAAUGCUAGAGGAAGGUGCAGGCGAAUUAGUUCUUCAGGAUGUGCGUCAUCCUUGCUUGGAGUUGCAGGAGCAUGUCAGCUUUAUAGCAAACAGUGUGGACUUUAAAAAAGAUAAUUGCAACAUGUUCAUCAUCACGGGUCCAAAUAUGGGAGGAAAAAGUACUUACAUUCGCUCUGUGGGAACCGCUGUGCUUAUGGCUCAUGUCGGCGCUUUUGUGCCCUGUAGCUUAGCCACAAUCAGCAUGGUUGACUCCAUUCUUGGAAGAGUCGGAGCUAGUGAUAACAUCAUCAAGGGUUUGAGCACAUUUAUGGUCGAGAUGAUUGAAACAUCUGGCAUAAUACGGACUGCCACCGACAAAUCAUUGGUAAUUAUUGAUGAACUUGGUCGUGGAACUUCCACCUACGAGGGUUGUGGCAUCGCCUGGUCCAUUGCUGAACAUCUGGCAAAGGAGACCAGGUGCUUCACAUUGUUCGCCACCCAUUUCCAUGAGAUAACUAAGCUGGCAGAGACUCUGUCCACGGUUAAAAACUGUCAUAUGGCGGCAGUGGCGGAUGCGGAUAACUUCACACUGCUGUAUCAGGUACGUCCAGGGGUCAUGGAGACGAGCUUUGGCAUUCAGGUGGCGCGAUUAGCCAAUUUUCCCGAGCAUGUUGUACAGAAUGCCCAGGAGGUGUAUAACGAGUUCGAGGACGAACAUGUUGACAAGCAGAAAAAGGAGGACAAGGCACUUCUGGAGAAGAUUCAAGUGGCCAUACAACAGCUGUCAACAGCCGGGAACAAUGUUGAUAUCAACGUAGAGGACUUUACCCAGCUGGUAACGCAGUUCACAAAGGAUAUUGAGCAGCUGGAUAGCGAUUACUUCAAAUCUGUGCUGGCCACUAGUGAGGCUUAGAAGGUAGGAAGGAAGUCAAUUUUAUAAGGCAGUAUUAACUAUACAGGCAGGAAGCGGGGUAGUCUUCUAAUAGAUGAUACACAAAUUGUAUUAGCUGUAAGUUCAAUCAGUUUUAUACUUUUUUUCUGGUUAUUAUAUUCUUCACAUCAACUUGAAAGUAACUCUAACAUCACCAUCAAUUUUUCUUUGGUUGCAAACCACAUUAAGUUUUGUUUUGCAAGGAUUUGUAACAAAUCCUAGAUGUAUUAAGAAUGUUAAUAGCUGAUACUAAUUACAAAAUACAUUAUAAUAAGAUUGUUGCCUGAACUCAAAAAUGCCGAAACUAUUCGUAUUCCAUUUAUAUUUUAAUAAAUAAUCACUUAUAAAUAAAUACA